This is a messenger RNA of Aricia agestis (brown argus), 1759 nucleotides long. Its product is annotated as facilitated trehalose transporter Tret1-like. The coding region runs from base 149 to 1687 and encodes 512 amino acids. The record is from RefSeq and is a predicted model, not a curated record. Gene Ontology annotation, biological process: transmembrane transport. Gene Ontology annotation, molecular function: transmembrane transporter activity. Lineage: Eukaryota; Metazoa; Arthropoda; Insecta; Lepidoptera; Lycaenidae. Gene Ontology annotation, cellular component: membrane. The transcript has 8 exons.
UGGUUUGAAUUUGGAAGCGGAAUCGUCAUUACAGUCUUGGAUGUUGAGAGGCUGCCGCGUGUCGCGCGUGUAAAAAAAAAACAAAAAAAUGAUACAACGAUUUCUGUGAUAAAGUUUUUUUUUUUUGUGAUUAGCAAUUUUCUUCAAAAUGGUUCACAAGUUUCAUAUAAAUGAAAUCGGAGGCAGUAGCCGCAUAAAAUCCGUUGCUUCGCAGGUUCUGGCAGCAAUGUCAUCCUACCUGCUUCUCCUGGAUCUAGGCAUGGCUAUAGCGUUCCCCACCAUAUCCGUACCAGAACUCCUCAAUGCGAAGGAAGGACUAUCCCUGAAUGACGUGGAAGCGUCGUGGUUUGGCAGCAUUUCAUUUCUAACGCAACCCAUUGGUGCCAUUCUCUCUGGGCCCAUCGUGGACUAUUUUGGGCGGAAGAAAGCUAGCUUUCUGGUCAACAUUCCUCAUCUUGUCGGCUGGACUCUCAUGCACUUUGCAUGGAGCACACCGUCACUGUUUAUGUCCAAUGCUCUUCUUGGGUUUGGCACUGGCAUCAUGGAAGCACCAAUCAACGCGUAUGUCGGGGAAAUCAGCGAACCCUCAGUGCGUGGAGCCCUUUGCACUUCCACACAGAUGUUUGCAUCAAUCGGUAUAUUCGUGAUAUACUUCUUCGGCACCGUAUUGACUUGGAGACAGGCAGCACUUCUCUGCUUGGCUGCACCUCUGGCUUCUAUGCUUAUGGUGCUAGUGGCUCCAGAAACUCCAGUAUGGUUGCUCGUGCACGGUCGUGAGAAGGAGGCCCUGAAGUCCCUCUGCCGUCUCCGGGGCUGGACCACUCCGGAACACGUGAAGGAAGAAUACGAGAGCCUCAGCGUGUACUGCAAGAAGCUGCAGGAGUGCGUGAUCUGCAGCAGCACCGGCCAAGACGUGAACGCGUGUGAGCAUGACAAGAUGAAUUAUUUUAAGAGGGCUCUCCUCAAGUCCAAAUACGUAAUGUUCUGUAAAGAGACAAUGAGGCCAAUGUAUCUUGUGAUGAUGUAUUUCCUCUUCUACGUGAUGAGUGGCCUCACCCCGAUCAGGCCAAAUAUGGCCAACGUUUGCGGUGCUUUCGGCAUGGCCCAGGAUGGAAAACAGAUUGUGUUGUGGGUUGGCAUCAUCACCUUCAUAACGAGCAUUAUAUCAGUGGUCCUGAUCAAGUUGUUAGGCAAACGGAAGCUUUGUAUAUCUUCGUUGUUCACCACUGGCUUAGCCUGCGCCCUUCUAUCUGCAUACGCUAAGAACCACAUUGCUGAUUCCGUAUUCUCCUAUGACACAAGCACCUUUCCAACACAAACCAGCGUGACGCCUCUGGUCUACUUCUACCUGCUGACUAUCUUCACUGGAUUCAGUGUGCCUUGGGUGUUUCUUGGAGAAGUAUUUCCAUUCAGAUGUCGAGCGACUGCCCAAGGUUUCGCAGCAGCCAGCUACUACGUAUUCACUUUCGUGGGCUCCAAGACGUUCAUUGACAUAGAACAAGGCUUCAAGCUAUGGGGCACCUUUGCGACUUACGCAGGGUUCAGUUUCGUUGGCACCAUCUACUUAUACUUCUUCCUCCCGGAGACGGAGAACAAGACUUUGCAAGAAAUAGAGGAGUUCUACUCCGGAGAAUUCAGGACGUUCGCCGACGAUCCCGUCAUAAAUAUGGUGAAGAGGAAAAGAUAGUGAAUGGUCUCAUUUUUAAAUAUAAGGAUUUUUAAGGCACAAAUCACAAUACGAAUUUUGAAAUAUAUUAUG